Molecule: messenger RNA, 8432 nt
Organism: Equus caballus (horse)
Lineage: Eukaryota; Metazoa; Chordata; Mammalia; Perissodactyla; Equidae
Source: RefSeq, a predicted model, not a curated record
GUACCACGGCGCGUCCCGCGGGGUCUCCCGCCCCGAGGUGCACGGGCGGAGGGCGCAUCUGCUGGACCCUGGCCCCCCGAAGGGUGCGCUGGCGCGGCGCCGCCACCACCCCUGCGACCCCCGGGGGGCGUCCAGGAGGGAGCCCCGCUCCCCACGCUGCCAAAGUGCUCCGAAGUUGCGGUCCUGCCCGGUCCUGGCGGGCAGUGCCCACCGGGUGGGCGCCUGCAGGUGCUUCCUCCGGGCCUGGGCAGGGACCCCCGCCACGACUGCCAGUACGGGGACGGGCCCCCUGGGAGCCCCCAGGCCCCUGAGGGCAGCGCCUGCAGCCAGGCCUGGAGCCCCGGCCCCGCCCCGAUUGCCUGGGCCUGGCCUCCCCACUGUCUCCCUGGGGAGGGCGCCUCAUUCCUGCCCUUCACUUUCUGCCGUUACCUUGAAGGUAUUUAUAGGUGGAGAGGACAGCCCCCACCCCCACGGCCUCCCCAAGGUCCUGAUUUCUGGACCAGGAGCCCCAUCUGCCCCCUUUGCCCACAGACUAGAGAGAUCUUAGGAGGGUGGGAUGGAGGGUCCCAGGUUGGGUAUGCAUGAGGGGUAUGCUGGGGUCACUUGAGGCUACGUGUGAGGUGAAGGGGUUCAUGCUGGAGAACCCUAAGAACACUUGAUGGGGAGGGUUGGAGUAUGAGAUAAGUGCAGGGGUAAUGAUGGGGGGACUUGAGACGGUGUAUAGGACAGAGUGCAGAAGUGGCUGGGGUUCUUGCUGAGGCAUGGGCAUGGAGUAUGCAUUUGCGUGGAAGUGCCAGCACAACUGGGGAAAGUGCAGCAGUGUGUGAAGGAAGGGAGGCAUCUGGGAGAGGUGACAGGAUUAAUGCUGGAAUAAAACAAGGUGGCUGAGUAUGCAUGUAUAAAAAUGGGGUAAACUGAGGCAGUGCAGGAUCUGUGUGAAGAGAAGAGUUAUCAGUGGGGAGACUGAGGUACACUGAGGACAGGGGCCAUCCAGGAUACAGUGUGUGUGGAUAGGACCACAACACCAUUUACUUAUCUUACCUGGGCUGGGAGGUAAACUGAGGCACUGGGCUGCCAGGAUGAGGACUGGGGCUCAAGGAAAGAGAAACUGAGGCAGAGUCCCUUUCCUACCUCUCCUAAGUACCUGUCUCUCUGCCCCCAGACCUACGAUGCCUCGCUGAGCCAGCCCAGAAUCUGAGUGGAGCCAAGCAGACAGCAUCCAUGGAUGGACCCCUGGCAGGUGGCCUGGCCACCCCAGAUCGUCCUCGUGGCCCUGAGAGACUGCCUGGCCCAGCACCAAGGGAUGACAUCAAAGGUGGGGCCGAGGCUGCUGAGGGGGAAGGUGGCAUCUUCCAGUCCACCCAUUACCUGCCUGUCGCCAAGGAGGGCCCCCGAGACAUUCUGGAUGGCAGAGGUGGCAUUACUGACGGGCAGCCCCAUCCCGGCCUCAGCGAAGCCCUCCCCCGUGCCACCUCCGCCACCCAUCGGAUCAGCAGCUGCUGCUGGGAUGGAGGCAGCCUGGACUUCCGGCCGGGCUCCCCACCUCCCCAUCUCCUGGGCCACUUCCCUGGUCCCCCUGAUGGUCGGGGGCCCUGGGAGUACCCCCUGGUCCAGGAACCUGGGGAGAGCAUCCCAUCUGAACAGAGGUUUGAGGACUCAGUCACUGUGAGAACUGUGAAGCCCCACGCUGAGCUCGAGGGCUCUAGAAGGUUCUUGCACCACCAGAGUGAAGCAAAGUUCCUGGAGAAGGCCCCCCGGAGCCGCCCCAGGUUCAACUGGCUCCGAGACACAGAUGAGCAGGCCCCACCCCAGGAUGCAGGGCUGCGCCUGGACCUGCCAUCCCAGCCACCACCCCUCGCCUCCUUCAGGACGGUGCUUGUGCCAGUGGAAGAGAACACUAAGACGCUGGAUGUGGCGGUGGUGGGCACCAGAGAGCACCUGGUGGGCCUGGAGGAGCUGGCUCAGCCAUCUGAUUGGGGCCUGCCCAGGUCGGCCUCUGAGGUAGCCACACAGACCUGGACAGUGAACUCUGAGGCAUCUGUGGAGCGGCUGCAGCCACUGCUGCCCCGGAUCCGGACAGGGCCCUUCCUGUGUGAGCUGCUAGAGGAGGUGGCCGAGGGGAUGGCCAGCCCGGUCGAGGACGAGGAUGAGGACGAGGAGCCGGCCGUGUUCCCCUGCAUUGAGUGCAGUAUCUACUUCAAGCAGAAGGAGCACCUUCUGGAGCACAUGAGCCAGCACCGCCGCGCCCCAGGCCAGGAGCCCCCCGCCCACCCGGCUCCGCUGGCCUGCGGUGAGUGUGGCUGGGCCUUCGCCGACCCAGGCGCCCUUGAGCAGCACCGGCAGCUGCACCAAGCCUCGAGGGAGAAGAUCCUCGAGGAGAUCCAGAAGCUGAAGCGUGUGCCGGGCGACGAGGGCCGGGAGGCGCGGUUGCAGUGCCCCAAGUGCAUCUUUGGCACCAAUUCCUCCAAGGCCUUUGUGCAACACACCAAGCUGCACGUGCGCGAGCCGUCAGGCCAGGCUGCCAAGGAGCCCUUCGGGGGCAACAGCGGGGCCAGCAGCCUGGGCCCUGAUGCCACUGCCCUCGCCUAUCACCCCUAUGGAGACUCCUCGGGCCUCAGUGCCUGCCUUUUCUGUGGCUUCCCUGCGCCCAGUGAGAGCCUGCUUAGGGAGCACAUGAGGCUCAUGCAUGCUCGUCCCCACUGGGAGGAGGAUGGCGAGGCUUUUGAGGAGGACGCCGCCAGCCAGCCAGGCACCAGCCAAGACAUGUAUGCCCGCUUCCCUGAUGCCGCUGAGGACUACUUUGGCAAAGCUGAACCGCUCUUGGCCCCUACGUGGCAGGAGAACCCUGCUGGAUACGACCCCAGCCUGGCCUUUGGCCCAGACUGCCAGCAGCUGGGCAUGAGGGAUUUCCCACUGUCAAAGCCACUCCCGCACAGCUCCAGCCAGAGGCCCCUGGCGAGGCCAGCCUUCCCCUCACCGCUAGCAUCGGCCCCCUACUCCUUACAGCCCGGGAGAAACAAGAGCGCCUUCCACCCACAGGGGCUCCCAGCCCAGCUUGGGGACCGGAGGCACCCUUGGAGUGAAGAGGAGGAGGAGGGCAUACCAGUGGCCUCAGAAAUGGACUUUUCCCCUGAAAAUGGGGUCUUUUCUCCCCCAGCCACUCCCAACCUCAUCCCACAGCUGGCCCUGGAGCUGAAGCGGACUUUCCGAGAAGCCCUGCGGGCCGCCGAAGCCUCACAGGCACAGCAGCAGCAGCUCCACGGGAUGGUCCCCGUCGUGCUGGUGGUGAAGCUUGGGCCGCAGGUCAUGGCUGCAGCGGCCAGGGCACCCCCAAGCCUGCAGCCCGAGGAGCUGGGGCUGGGGGGCACCCACCCCCUGGACUUCCUGCUCCUGGACUCACCGCUGGGCGGCCCGCUGGGGCUGGACACGCUCCUGGAUGGGGACCCGGCCGUGGCACUGCCGCCCGAGGAGCGGAAGUGCCCCUACUGUCCUGACCGCUUCCACAACGGCAUCGGGCUGGCCAACCACGUCCGUGGCCACCUGAACCGCGUGGGCGUCAGCUACAAUGUGCGGCAUUUCAUCUCCGCUGAGGAGGUGAAGGCCAUCGAGCGCAGGUUCUCUUUCCAGAAGAAGAAGAAAAAAGUGGCUAACUUCGACCCGGGCACCUUCAGCCUGAUGCGUUGUGACUUCUGCGGGGCCGGCUUUGACACUCGGGCUGGCCUCUCUAGCCACGCCCGGGCCCACCUGCGUGACUUCGGGAUCACCAACUGGGAGCUCACUGUCUCGCCCAUCAACAUCCUGCAAGAGCUGCUGGCCACCUCAGCAUCUGAGCAGCCCCCCAGCCCCCUGGGCCAUGAGCCUGGGGGGCUGCCAGGUGGCUUCCUGACCUCCCGCCGGCCCCGCUUACCUCUCACAGUGCCCUUCCCACCCACAUGGGCUGAGGACCCUGGGCCAGCCUACGGAGAUGGCCUGGGUUCUGAGGAAAACGCAAUGGUAGCCAUGGACUUGGGCUCCUCACCGCUCCCCAAGAAGAGCCUGCCUGUCCCUGGGCCCCUGGAGCAGGUGGCCAAUCGGCUGAGCAGCAGAGUGGCUGCAGAGGUUCCUCAUGGCAGCAAGCAAGAGCUGCCAGACCUCAAGGCCCAGAGCCUGACCACCUGCGAGGUCUGCGGUGCCUGCUUUGAGACACGCAAGGGCCUGUCCAGCCACGCGCGCUCCCACCUGCGGCAGCUGGGGGUGGCUGAGUCGGAGAGCAGCGGUGCCCCCAUCGACCUCCUCUACGAGCUCGUGAAGCAGAAGGGCCUGCCUGACACACCCCUUGGGCUGCCCCCAGGCCUGACUAAGAAGUCCAGCUCGCCAAAGGAGGUGGUCGCUGGGGCCCCCCGACCCGGCCUGCUCGCCCUGGCCAAGCCCCUGGAUGCCCCUGCUGUCAACAAGGCCAUCAAGUCACCUCCUGGCUUCUCGGCCAAGGGCCUGGCCCACCCACCCAGCUCCCCACUUCUCAAGAAGGCACCACUGGCCCUGGCGGGCUCCCCUACCCCCAAGAAUCCUGAGGACAAGAGCCCCCAGCUGUCCCUGAGCCCCCGGCCGGCCUCCCCAAAGGCACAAUGGCCCCAGUCUGAGGACGAGGGGCCCCUGAACCUCACUUUAGAUAGUGACGGGGGCAGAGAGCUGGACUGCCAGCUGUGUGGUGCCUGGUUUGAGACCCGCAAGGGCCUGUCCAGCCACGCCCGUGCCCACCUGCGCCACCUGGGCGUCAGCGACCCGGACGCCAAGGGAUCCCCCAUAGACGUGCUCCACGGGCUCAUCAGGAGGGACGGCGUCCAGAUCCGCCUCCCACCCGGGCGCGGCGCCCUGGCCCAGCUGGGGCGGCCAUCUCCCGCCUCCGCGGCCCUCUCCUUGCUCCCCCCCCAACCGCCGGCCAAGAAGGCCAAGCUGAAGGCCGCGGGUACGGCCAGCCCCUGGGGGAAGCAGGACCUCUCGGCCGCCACAGCCGCCGGCAUUUUCUGGGCCUCUGAUGUGGAGCCGUCUCCUCUCAACCUCUCCUCGGGCCCAGAGCCAGCUCGCGACAUCCGCUGUGAGUUCUGUGGCGAGUUCUUCGAGAACCGCAAGGGCCUGUCAAGCCAUGCACGCUCCCACCUGCGACAGAUGGGUGUGACCGAGUGGUAUGUCAACGGCUCGCCCAUCGACACGCUGCGGGAGAUCCUCAAGAGACGGACCCAGUCCCGGCCUGGCGGAGCCCCAAACCCGCCGGGGCCCAGCCCCAAAGCCCUGGCCAAGGUGGUGGGCAGCGGAGGUCCUGGCAGCUCACUGGAAACCCGCAGCCCUGCGGACCUUCACCUCUCGCCCCUGGCCAAGAAGUUGCCGCCGCCACCAGGCAGCCCCCUGGGCCACUCACCAACUGCCUCUCCUCCCACGGCCCGGAAGAUGUUUCCAGGCCUGGCUGCACCCUCCCUGCCCAAGAAGCUGAAGCCUGAACAAAUGCGGGUGGAGAUCAAGCGGGAGAUGCUGCCAGGGGCCCUUCAUGGGGAGCCGCACUCAUCUGAGGGUCCUUGGGCGACGCCACGGGAAGACAUGACCCCCCUGAACCUGUCAUCGCGGGCAGAGCCGGUGCGUGACAUCCGCUGCGAGUUCUGUGGCGAGUUCUUCGAGAAUCGCAAGGGUCUGUCAAGCCAUGCACGCUCCCACCUGCGGCAGAUGGGCGUGACUGAGUGGUCCGUCAAUGGCUCGCCCAUCGACACGCUGCGGGAGAUCCUCAAGAAGAAGUCCAAGCCGUGCCUCAUCAAGAAGGAGCCACCAGCUGGCGACCUGGCCCCUGCCUUGGCUGAAGAUGGGCCCCCCACGGCGGCCCCUGGGCCCAUGCAGGCCACCUUGCCGCUGGUGCCCAUGGCUGGCCGGCCCAGCAAACCAGGAGCUGGGCUGGCCCAGGCUCCCCGCGAGCUCAGCCUGGCACCCAUCACUGGGGCCAAGCCCUCAGCCACUGGCUACCUGGCCUCGGUGGCAGCCAAGCGGCCCCUGCAGGAGGACCGCCUCCUCCCAGCAGAGGUCAAGGCCAAGACCUACAUCCAGACUGAACUGCCCUUCAAGGCAAAGACUCUCCACGAGAAGACCUCCCACUCCUCCACCGAGGCCUGCUGCGAGCUGUGUGGCCUUUACUUUGAAAACCGCAAGGCCCUGGCCAGCCACGCACGGGCGCACCUGCGGCAGUUUGGCGUGACAGAGUGGUGCGUGAACGGCUCGCCCAUUGAGACGCUGAGCGAGUGGAUCAAGCACCGGCCCCAGAAGGUGGGCGCCUACCGCAGCUACAUCCAGGGCGGCCGCCCCUUCACCAAGAAGUUCCGCAGCGCCGGCCACGGCCGCGACAGCGACAAGCGGCCGCCCCUGGGGCUGGCACCCGGGGGCCUGGCUGUGGUGGGCCGCAGCGCCGGGGGUGAGCCGGGGCCUGAGGCUGGUCGGGCGGCCGAUGGUGGGGAGCGGCCUCUGGCAGCCAGCCCACCAGGCACUGUGAAGGCCGAGGAGCACCAGCGGCAGAACAUCAACAAAUUUGAGCGCCGACAAGCCCGCCCUCCAGACACCUCUGCGGCCAGAGGGGGCGAGGAGGCCAGUGACCUGCAGCAGAAGCUGGAGGAGGUGCGGCAACCCCCACCCCGGGUCCGGCCAGUCCCCUCCCUGGUGCCCCGGCCCCCCCAGACGUCACUUGUCAAGUUCGUUGGCAACAUCUACACCCUCAAGUGCAGGUUCUGUGAAGUGGAGUUCCAGGGGCCCCUCUCCAUCCAGGAGGAGUGGGUGCGGCACUUACAGCGGCACAUCCUGGAGAUGAAUUUCUCCAAAGCGGACCCGCCGCCUGAGGAGCCCCAGGCCCCGCAGGCACAGACAGCAGCGGCAGAGGCGCCCUAACACAAAAGCAUUCCAGAUCCCCUCUUGUGCCACCUCUGUCUCCUCUUCCUCCUCCAUCCCCCUCUCCCUCUUCUCCCUCUUUCUUUUCCGUUUCCAAAGGAGCAAGCCAAAACCUCAAACCGGUCCCCUUUGGGGGCCGGGCACACUACAGCCUGGGCGCCAGGAGCCAGCUAGCUGCCCUUCCCCAGCCCGGGGACUCUGGGGCCACACACAGGGCGUCUUCCUUCAGCCCAUGCCCACCUGGUCCAGCAGGAGCAGCGGCCAGGUUCUGGAGGCAGCCGAUCUGGUCACAGGAGGAAGGCCAUCACUCCCCCUUGUCUAGCAGCCAGGCGGGGCUGUGUUUCCCAUCCGUGGCCAUUUGCAAAGACCCCAAAGACCCCUGUCCUGGUUCCCUCUUGCCUCCCUAAAUAUCCUCUCACAUACAUACACACGUGAACACGCGCACGCACGCACCUCGUGAGACCCGGGACCUGCCCCAGCCCCCCAGUUCCUGAGUUGACCACGUCAUGCCACGGUGCUUGCUCAGGGGAGGGCACACUCCCUCUGUGUCCGCCAGGGCCUGGGAGCCCCCACUGAGCCCACGAUGCCACGGAAAUCCUUGUUGGCCACCCCCGCCCCUCUAGAGGGGCCUUCCCAGCCAGGAAGAGCUCAGAGCUGACAGCUGCCUCCUGCCAUGUCAAGGUCCCCCAGAGCCUGGGGGCUCCGGAGCCUGGGAGGGGGUGGGGGUGGGACUCCCCCCCCCGCCCCCUCCCUCUUUUCACUGUUGCUUUCUAUGUAUAGCUCCCUAGACCUUUCACUUUUUUAAAAACGCGUUUUGUGUAGAGAAUAAGGAACGUGGAUCUUUUAUUUUGCAAUCCUGGGCCAGCUAGAAACCGGGAGCUGAUUUACCUUUUAACUUUUUCAGUGGCCACAUUUUGGUUAUCAAUGUACCUAGAAGUAUGUAAAUUAGAUUAAAUUUCUCUUCUGGCAACACCCCGGGGCAGGCGGCCAGCGUGUGUUUUUCUGUCGAGUGGACAGGCUGGCAUCAUCUGGCAGCCAGAGCUGAGAUCGGGCUUCCUUCUCCCAGAGCUCCCGGGGGCCCUGGGUUUUCCCAUUGGCUGCCAAGCCAACCAGACCUGGCUAGGGCUGAGCCCAACUUCCCAGCUCUUGGCCCUCGAUGGCAUGGCUGAUGGGGGCUCUGGCCGGCUGGCGAAGUGGCUUCUGUGAGCAGAGCAGAGGAGAGGAACCAGGGCUCUGGACAGCUGGUCUUGAGAGGGAGCCAGGAUGGAGAAGCGAUUGAGGCCAGAAGGGCUCUCUGAGGGCAGGAGCUGUCCAGUGAGGGUGUAGGGGACCCACUGGGUGAGGGAGAAGGGCAUGACUGCUCAGAGCCUUCAGAGAGCUGGGAUGGCCUGCCUUCAAGACAUGUGACUUGUCCAGAGACACAUGCACCUUGAACCCGAAUGACACUAGGGGAAACGGGGAGCUGCUGGCUCCUUUGCGAUGUUAUUUAUUUUCUUGCUCUGCAAAUGUUUAUUGAACGUUUCUGAGAUUUUAAGAGA